AUGGACUACGGUUGCAAUUCCCUCAAUAUCGUUGGUCAUAAAUUGCGAUUUGUGGCCUCUUUGUUUGGCAUGUCUUCCGGAGGAAUCUGA
Messenger RNA from Sclerotinia sclerotiorum 1980 UF-70, 90 nucleotides. RefSeq lists its product with no specific name. The transcript has 2 exons. Lineage: Eukaryota; Fungi; Ascomycota; Leotiomycetes; Helotiales; Sclerotiniaceae. Bases 1 to 90 code for a protein of 29 amino acids. The record is from RefSeq and is a predicted model, not a curated record.